Bipolaris zeicola 26-R-13 is the source of this 459-nucleotide messenger RNA. RefSeq lists its product as uncharacterized. Gene Ontology annotation, biological process: GTP biosynthetic process; UTP biosynthetic process; CTP biosynthetic process. NCBI's taxonomy places the organism in Eukaryota, Fungi, Ascomycota, Dothideomycetes, Pleosporales, Pleosporaceae. The coding region runs from base 1 to 459 and encodes 152 amino acids. The record is from RefSeq and is a predicted model, not a curated record. Gene Ontology annotation, molecular function: nucleoside diphosphate kinase activity. The transcript has 4 exons.
AUGACUACCGAGCAGACCUUCAUCGCUGUCAAGCCUGAUGGCGUCCAGCGUGGCCUCAUUGGUCCCAUCAUCACCCGCUUCGAGAACCGCGGCUUCAAGCUCGCCGGUAUCAAGAUGGUCCAGCCCUCCAAGGAGCACCUCGAGAAGCACUACGAGGACCUCAAGGAGAAGCCCUUCUUCCCCGGUCUCAUUGCCUACAUGAGCUCCGGCCCCAUCUGCGCCAUGGUCUGGGAGGGCCGUGACGCCGUCAAGACCGGCCGCUCCAUCCUUGGUGCCACCAACCCCCUUGCCUCUGCCCCCGGCACCAUCCGUGGUGACUACGCCCUCGAUGUCGGCCGCAACGUCUGCCACGGCUCCGACUCUGUCGAGAACGGCAAGAAGGAGAUCUCCCUCUGGUUCAAGGACGGCGAGGUCCAGAGCUGGAAGAGCGCUCAGCACGACUGGGUCUACGAGAAGUAA